This is a messenger RNA of Polyodon spathula (Mississippi paddlefish), 1966 nucleotides long. Its product is annotated as cyclic AMP-dependent transcription factor ATF-2-like. Gene Ontology annotation, molecular function: DNA-binding transcription factor activity, RNA polymerase II-specific; cAMP response element binding. Gene Ontology annotation, biological process: regulation of transcription by RNA polymerase II. The record is from RefSeq and is a predicted model, not a curated record. Bases 104 to 1552 code for a protein of 482 amino acids. The transcript is spliced from 12 exons. NCBI's taxonomy places the organism in Eukaryota, Metazoa, Chordata, Actinopteri, Acipenseriformes, Polyodontidae.
GCCAUUUAACCUUGGAUUUUAAUGGUAACACGGUGUCAUUCAAAAUUAAGAUGUGUAACACUGGAAGUUAACAGGCUAAAGGUAAUAAACGCAUCUGCUGAAUAUGAGUGAUGACAAACCCUUUCUAUGCACUGCUCCAGGAUGUGGACAGCGUUUUACUAAUGAAGACCAUUUGGCUGUCCACAAGCACAAACAUGAGAUGACACUAAAGUUUGGUCCAGCACGUAAUGACGGUGUCAUUGUAGCUGACCAAACGCCAACACCAACCCGCUUCUUGAAGAACUGUGAAGAAGUGGGGUUGUUUAAUGAACUGGCAAGCCCUUUCGAACAUGAUUUCAAAAAGAUUGCAGAAGAGGACAUUAAAAAGAUGCCCUUAGAUUUAUCUCCGCUCGCAACACCAAUUGUACGAAAUAAAACCGGAGAGCCUUCAGCAGUGGAGAAAACACACCAGGACAGCCCACUGCCUCAUCCAGAAUCCACUACAAGUGAUGACAAGGAAGUUUCAUUGCAGCAGAUUGCACAUCCUACAUCUACUAUAGUUCGUCCAGCAUCACUCCAAGUUCCCAGUGUACUCCUUUCAAGCUCAGAUGCUAAUGUUGUAAUACAGCAAGCACUACCAUCUCCAACAUCUAGCACUGUCAUUACACAAGUUCCAUCCACAAAUAGACCAAUAGUCCCAAUUUCUGGCUCUUUCCCUGUCCUUUUACAACUCCCUAAUGGCCAGACAAUGCCAGUUGCUAUUCCUGCCACAAUAGCAAACACCAGUGUGCAUAUGCCUACUACAAUCCCACUUGUCACCGUUGUGCCUAAUGUUCCUGGAAUUCCAGGACCCUCCUCCCCACAACCUGUGCAGUCAGAGGCUAAAAUGAGAUUAAAGGCUGCUUUAACCCAGCAGCAGCAGCAUCUUCAGGUAACUAAUGGAGAGACUGCCACUGGGCAGAGCUGCAGCACAGUGAGGACCCAACCGAAGGAAGCAUGUCUGCAAUCAUUACAGCAGCCAGCAACAUCAACUACUGAGACACCAACCUCUCCAGCACAGCCUCCGCAGCACACCCAGAGCACUGGUGGAAGGCGCAGGAGAGGGAUGAGCGAUGACCCUGAUGAGAAAAGGCGAAGGUUUUUGGAGCGGAACCGAGCUGCUGCAACAAGAUGCAGACAGAAAAGAAAAGUUUGGGUUCAGUCUCUAGAAAAGAAGGCUGAAGAUAUGAGUUCAGUAAAUGGGCAGCUACAGAAUGAAGUCACCCAGCUGAGAAAUGAAGUGGCUCAGCUUAAACAGCUUCUUCUGGCUCAUAAAGAUUGCCCCAUAACCGCCAUGCAGAAGAAAUCUGGCUAUCACAAUGCUGAUAAAGAUGAUAGUUCAGAAGACAUCUCUGUGCCAAGCAGCCCUCAAAAAGAGGCAAUUCAACACAGUUCUGUCAGUACUUCCAACGGAGUCAGUUCAGCUUCAUUGGCCGCCACGGUCCUCACUCAAAUGGCAGACCAGAGUACAGAGCCAAUGAAAACACUAAUAGUUGCAGCUCCACCCUCCCAGUCUCAGCCCUCAGGAAGUUGAUUGGAUGGAACAUGAAGUCAUGUUUUCACUUCUAACUAUAAAAAGGGAAACGGGAACUUAGGAGAAAGCUUUUUUUCUUUGUUUCCUGAAUUCAAAGCAUCAAACAUAACCUUAAUUAGAGCAAGUGGAGAUGCUUGAAAGCAAAUGCCAGUUUCUUUGCAAAAUUCAACUGAAUGUCUCUUUCUUUUAUCACUUUUUAUGUUUACCACAUAUUUGUAAAGAAAAAAAUAAAUCUCUGAAAAGGUCUAGAAAUAUAAAUUUAGGAUUAACAGAACUGUGUAAUUGUGACAUUCCUACCAAACUGUUCCAGGGCUUAUGUUUGCUUUAUGUAAUUGCACAUCCCACCUCAGCCACUGACUCACUGUGUGACCCUGAGCAAGUCGCUUUACUUCCUUGUGCUCUGUCUUUCGGGUG